GAGAUCGCCUCGUUUUUUCCUCAAGGCUCAAUACGCUUUUUUUUGCCUUUGAUCUACCAGGAUGUCGACGAGCGGAUUGAAGGCGAUUGCGCCGGUGCCCACAGCGGCUGACUUUCUGGACAUCGUGCUGUCCAAGACACAGCGAAAAACACCAACGGUUAUCCAUAAGAACUUCAAGAUCAGCCGGAUACGAAAUUUCUAUAUGCGCAAGGUCAAGUUUACGCAAGACUCAUUCGAUGAAAAACUCUCUGCUAUACUCAGCGAAUUCCCUAUGCUCGACGACCUGCACCCCUUUCUCUCUUCCUUGAUGAAUGUACUCUAUGACAAAAAUCACUACAAGCUCGCCUUGGGCCAACUUCGCACUGCACAACAUCUGAUUGAUCAAGUAGGGAAGGAUUAUGUACGACUACUAAAAUUUGGUGAUAGUUUGUAUCGCUGCAAGCAGCUUAAGAAGGCUGCUCUCGGACGCAUGGCCACGGUCAUGCGCCGCCAAAAAGAUCCUCUUGCGUAUCUGGAGCAAGUUCGGCAACACAUAUCUCGUUUACCAGCGAUAGACCCCAACACCCGUACCCUCCUCAUUUGCGGAUAUCCGAACGUCGGCAAGUCGUCGUUCAUCAACAAAGUCACGCGUGCAGAUGUGGACGUCCAACCCUACGCCUUCACCACAAAAUCUCUGUUUGUCGGACAUUUGGACUACAAAUAUUUAAGAUGGCAAGUCAUCGACACGCCCGGAAUUCUCGAUCACCCUCUGGAGGACAUGAACACGAUCGAGAUGCAGAGUAUAACAGCCCUUGCGCAUCUGAAGAGUUGUGUAUUGUAUUUCAUGGAUCUAAGCGAGCAAUGUGGUUAUACCGUAGAAGCCCAGUGUAAACUUUUCCAUUCUAUCAAACCUCUUUUUGGCGGGAAGCCGACAUUGUUGGUCAUCAAUAAAAUCGAUGUUACUCGGCUGGAGGACUUGCAUGCCGACAACAGGGCCCUGGUUCAAGAGAUCAUCGAUGCGGAAGAUGUACAAUGCGUACAGGUAUCGUGCUACUCGGAGGAAGGAGUAAUGGACGUGAAGAACAAGGCCUGUGACGCUCUACUAGCCCAUCGGGUUGACCACAAACUCAAGGGGACGAAGAUCAACUCCAUCAUCAACCGUAUACAUGUGGCCCAACCGAAAGCGCGAGACGACGUGGUUCGCGCACCCUUUAUCCCUGAAAGCAUCAAGGAGCGGAAGAAAUACGAUAAGAAUGAUCCAGACAGGAAGAGGUUGUUGAGGGACAUCGAGCUGGAGGAAGGUGGUGCCGGUGUGUUUAAUAUUAACAUGAAAGAGGAUUAUCUCCUUGCGGACCCGUCCUGGAAAAUGGAUAUCAUGCCUGAAAUUAUGGAUGGUAAGAACGUAGCGGACUUCAUAGAUCCCGAUAUUGCGGAUAAAUUGGAGGCUCUGGAGCGAGAGGAAGAGAAGCUGCAAGCUGAAGGGUUCUACGAGAGUGAAGAAGACUUGUUUGAUUCCGAAGACGAACGGGAGGCAACCGAAGCGCAGAAAGCACUGGCGCAUAAAAUACACUCGCAGAGCAUCAAGAAGUCGAAGAAAAACCAAUCUCGCAUGCCUCGGACGGCUGGUCUACGGACGCUCAGCGAGCUCACUACGGAGCUGACAAAGGCUGGCUACAAUCCAAGCAAAAUCGAGGAUCGGGCUGUAAUGCUGGCUAAGGUGCAGGGCGCGAAGAGGAAGCGGGCAGAUGGGGAAAUGGAUGUGGACAUGGAGGACGGCGAUGGCGAGGAGGGUGACUGGAUGGACGUCGAUGGCGAAGAACAGACGCCAAAUAAACGCGUCAAGGAUAAUACCGGCGCUAUUAUUGCAAAGAACAGGAGAAAUCCUCGCACAAAUCGCCAACUCGCUGGUAUGCGAGACGAAACACAAGCAUCAAAGGCUAUCAAAUUGCGUAACCUUGGGCAAAGAGAGCGCAACAUGCACGCCAAAGCCGGCGAGAGUGACAGAGCCAUUAGAGUUAAAAUGCCCAAACAUCUGUAUGCUGGUAAACGGAAAGGUGGCAAAACCGACAGAAGAUGAUUAUAUCACUGAUCAUCGAUUUUUUCUACAUAUUGUUUGCUUUCACGUCUUCUGGUGUAUAUCACAUCUAUAUUCCACUAUACAGUACAUAUACAUCCCAGCCAUCAAGACAGAGCA
Molecule: messenger RNA, 2173 nt
Organism: Serpula lacrymans var. lacrymans S7.9
Lineage: Eukaryota; Fungi; Basidiomycota; Agaricomycetes; Boletales; Serpulaceae
Exons: 9
Coding region: 62-2056 (664 amino acids)
Biological process (GO): ribosomal large subunit biogenesis
Cellular component (GO): nucleolus
Molecular function (GO): GTPase activity; GTP binding; RNA binding
Source: RefSeq, a predicted model, not a curated record